GCCAGGAAACUCAAAGUGUGUUAAGUGCUGUGGGUAAUUCGGAAGAAUCUACUUUUUUUGUUUUUACAUCAAGAGUUCUAUGUUAAUGACAUGGACACGAUGCACAAAAAACCGCAAAGCAUACCCGCUGCAUUAGUAAAGUAACUACUUUCUUAUCAGCGCAGCCAUGCAGGGGCACCGGUGGGCGGUGUAGCCCAACUCCUGCCAGGAUGGGCACGGCCUCUUCCCUGGUGAGCCCCGGCGAGGUGAUCGAGGAUGCGUACGCGGGCGAGGCGGGGGAGGCCUGCGAGAUUCCCGUGGAGGUGAAACCCAAAGCCCGGCUCCUGCGCAGCUCCUUCCGCCGGGCUCCGCGGGUCAUCGGGGCCAGCUUCAAGUCCACGGCCUCGGUGGACCUGGAGUUCGCCGCCGAGUACGAGAGGCUCAAGAAGGAGUACGAGAUCUUCCGGGUCAGCAAGAACAACGAGAUCAGCUCCAUGCAGAAGAAGGAGGCCAAGCUUGACAAAGAGAACAAGCGCCUGCGAGCAGAAUUACAGGCCCUACAGAAGACCUACCAGAAGAUGCUGAGAGAGAAAGAAAGUGCCCUGGAGGCCAAGUAUCAGGCAAUGGAAAGAGCUGCUACCUUUGAACACGACAGAGACAAAGUCAAGCGCCAGUUUAAAAUCUUCCGGGAGACAAAGGAAAAGGAAAUUCAGGACCUGCUCAGGGCCAAGAGGGACCUGGAGGCCAAACUGCAGCGUCUGCAGGCCCAGGGGAUCCAGGUGUAUGAUGAUGCGGACGACUCUGACUCAGAUGACAACCGCACAGACGUCACUGCUGCAGGAACUCAGUGCGAGUACUGGAGUGGGGGCGUGCUGGGGAGUGAGCCCUCUAUGGGUAGUAUGAUGCAACUGCAGACGUUCAGAGGCCCUGAGUUUGCCCACAGCCUAAUUGAUGUAGAAGGCCCUUUCGCUAAUGUAAACAGAGAUGACUGGGAUGUGGCUGUGGCCAGUCUGCUGCAAGUGUCUCCUUGUGUUUCCCAGUCUCUCUGGAGUAACACUGUGCGUUGUUACCUUAUUCAUACCCCCGAAACUCAAGCUGAUAUGGAUGCCUUUCUCAAGAAUUACUAUUGCAGACUGCAGACGCUGUGUGAAGGACGGGGUCACUUCUACCUGAACGUCAGUUUUCCUGAAGACAGUGCCACUCGUUACACUGCAGAGCGAAGGGAAGAGAUAGAGAAAAGCUCCCUGUGUGUAGUGUUCCUGAAAUCCUCUGUGACAAACACUUUGAUUGAAGACACCGAGGAAGCCUUUCUGAAGAACACCGAAAUGCGGCCUCUGCUUGUUUACCUCAGAAAUGUAGAAAACCAGCCUCUUUCAGGACCAGUGGGAGAAUUCAUGGAAAAAAUCACUGCAGCAGGCAACACUGACAAAGUGAAGGUUAUUAAUCACAGUGGUGACACAGAAGAAGGGGCCUAUGAAGUUUAUACUGUCCUGGAAAAACUCAUUAAACAGGAGUUAUUGGGAUAUGAAAGUGUUGAUUCGGAAAACAGGGAAGACCAUGAGGAGGAUUUUGGAGACGUCCUGUGGGACAUGCACGACGAGCAGGAGCAAACUGAAGCCUUUCAGCAAGCCUCCAGGUCCACCUGCCAGCUGGGCUUUCAGAAGUACAUUGAGCGACUGAAUGACAUGGUCGCUGCCCCUCCACCCAUCCCACCUCUUCUGGUAUCUGGGGGACCUGGAUCAGGCAAAUCUCUUCUCUUAUCCAAAUGGAUUGAGCUUCAACAGAAGCACUCACCAAACACCUUGAUACUGUACCAUUUUGUCGGUAUGCCUUCAUCUACCAGUUCAGAGCCUGUGUUGCUGAUUAAACGGCUGACUGUAAAGCUCCUCCAGCACUUUUGGUCAAUUUCGGGCUUGCCAAUGGACCCUUGCAAGAUAUUGGAAGAGUUUCCCCGUUGGCUUGAGAAACUGUCUGCGCGCCAUCAAGGCAACAUCAUCAUCAUUAUAGAUUCCAUUGAUCGGAUACAGCAAGCUGAAAGGCACAUGAAGUGGCUGAUCGAUCCACUGCCUGUCAAUGUGAGGGUGAUUGUUUCUGUCAAUGUGGAGACCUGCCCACAGGCUUGGAGAUUGUGGCCAACACUCCAUCUUGAUCCUCUUAAUGCUGGGGAUGUGAAGGCUGUUAUUUAUACAGAGUGUCAAAGUGCUGAAAUCAAACUUACCAAAGAACAGGAGAAGAAACUGGAAAGACAUUGUCGCUCUGCCACAACAUGCAAUGCCUUGUACGUCACCCUGCUGGCUAGAUUGGUAACCAGAAUCCCAACAGUGUGGAGUAUGGAUGCUGCCCUUGAACAGUGCUUUCAGUGCCAGGACACAGUGUCUCUUUACAGGCUGGGGCUGAGAGUGGUACAGAAUACACUGUGCACAGAGAGAGAAAAGCACAUCAUGAGAGAGAUGGUGUGUCUAGUCUCUAUGAGUCACAAUGGAGUGAGUGAGUCUGAGGUGCUGGAUAUGUUUCCUGACCUGACCUUCCCAGUGUCCGCCUGUCUUCUGCACAAGCUGAAGAACCUGUGCUUUGUGACCUUUGGCUGCGGACUGAUCAAGUUUCAGCAUUUUCAGGCUUGGGAGGCAGUGAGACUUGAGUACAUGAACGGAAAGCUUAAUUCUUCUAUACACAGAGAGAAACUCAUCCAGUACUUCAGCCAACAGCUCAGCCAGGACAGAGUGACGUGGAGGGUCGCGGACGAGCUGCCAUGGUUGUUUCUGCAGCAGGAAGAGAAACCAAAGCUACACAGUAGUCUGCUUAACCUGUUCAUCUCCCAGAAUCUUUAUAAAAGGGGUCAUUUUUCACAGUUGCUGGCCUAUUGGCAGUAUGUAGGGAAGGACAAAAACUCCAUGGCCAGCGAGUAUUUUGACUCACUGAAGCAAUACGAGAAGAGCUGUGAGAGCGAGGAUAGCAGGACCCAACUGGCCAACCUUUACGAAACCCUAGGACGAUUCCUGAAGGAUCUGGGUCUUCUCAGUCAGGCUGUGGCUCCCUUACAGCGCUCACUGGAGAUACGAGAGACAGCACUGGACCCUGAUCACCCCAGCGUGGCUCAGUCUUUACACCAGUUGGCUGGGGUCUAUGUGCAGUGGAAGAAGUUUGGCAAUGCCGAGCAACUGUACAAACAGGCCCUGGAGAUCAGUGAAAAUGCCUAUGGGUCAGAUCACCCCAGAGUGGCUCGUGAAUUGGACUCUCUCACAAUACUGUACCAGAAACAAAACAAAUUUGAACAAGCUGAAAAACUGAGGAAGAGGUCUUUAAAGAUAAGACAGAAGACUGCUCGUCAAAGAGGGAACAUGUAUGGGUUCACCCUCCUGCAGCGCCGGGCCCUUCAGCUGGAGGAGCUGACUCUGGGCAGCGACACCGCGGACAACGCCAGAACCCUUAAUGAGCUGGGCGUGCUCUACUACUUGCAGAACAACCUAGAGGUGGCCAAAGCUUUCCUUUCCCGAUCCCUAGAGAUGAGGCAGCGUGUGUUGGGGCCAGACCACCCAGACUGCGCUCAGUCCCUCAACAAUCUAGCGGCACUGCACUGCGAGAGGAAGGAGUACGAGAGGGCAGAGGAGCUGUAUGAGAGAGCACUGGAGAUCAGGAAAAGAGCCUUGUCGCCAGACCACCCCUCACUGGCGUACACCGUCAAACACCUUGCUAUGCUCUACAAGAGGAGGGGAAAAUUAGAGAAGGCUGUUCCACUGUAUGAAUUGGCUGUUGAGAUUCGGGAGAAGUCUUUUGGGCCAAAACACCCUAGUAUAGCGACUGCCUUGGUAAACCUGGCUGUGUUAUACUGCCAGCUGAAGCAGCACAUGGAAGCACUGCCUCUCUAUGAGCGAGCUUUGAAGAUCUAUGAGGACAGCCUGGGUCGGUCUCACCCGCGGGUGGGUGAGACUCUCAAGAACCUGGCUGUGCUGAGUUACGAAGAAGGAGAUUUUGAAAAAGCCGCGGAGCUCUAUAAAAGAGCUAUGGAGAUUAAAGAAGCAGAGCCAUCGCUGGUCUGUGGAAAAGCCCCGUCCAGACACUCAUCCAGCGGGGACACAUUCAGUCUGCGGAAUGCUCUCCAUCCCAACGCCAGCCUAGAGGUCGGGAACAGGUGACCUCUGCUGCACAUCCAGAAUAAACAGCGUUAUUCUUGUACUAGUAGGGGUUACUCACGAUGGACAUUGUCUCAGAUUUAGAAUCUAAAGGCAUUCAUACAAACAACAGUAUCCAGAUAGUUGUAUUUAUUGUGCAUCUAUGGCUCUGUAUAGGAAUAAUGUUACUGUAUGUACUGUAGGUCAAUGGCCAUUGGCAUACUUAAGAGGUCGAAGAAGCUGUAUACAACUUGAUGGAUAUUAUGCUAUUGGGAAUUUAGACUGUUCAAGUUUUAUAUAAAGGAUGAUAACAUUUGUUUUA
Molecule: messenger RNA, 4410 nt
Organism: Lepisosteus oculatus (spotted gar)
Lineage: Eukaryota; Metazoa; Chordata; Actinopteri; Semionotiformes; Lepisosteidae
Source: RefSeq, a predicted model, not a curated record